UAAACUCAUUGCAUUGAUGUAACCAUGAUCAUUUUGAUUGUAUAAUUAAGAACGAGCUAGCGAAUCGCCUUGCGAAACUGAAUCACAACGCGGCGUGAUGAAGAGUUCAGAUAAACCUCCUAAGGGGUCAAAUUCAGGAACCCUAGCUGCUGAAUCACCUGUUGUGAACAAUCUUCUCCUUCCCUAUCUAGGGUUUUUGAAACCAAUGGCUUCCUCUCCUCAUUUUGAUGAUCAAGACUUCAAUUUUGAAGGCGGAUUUUCCGGAACGUGUUCUGAUUAUGACGACGAAUAUUACGAUAAUGACCCUUUCGCACCCAAGAAGGCAAAAUCAAAGGCUGAAGAAGCUGCUUCUGGUGUAACCACUGGAAUGAUAUUGUCUCUUCGUAAGAGGUAUAACGAAAUCUUAGUUGUACUGUGUUCAGGUUGCUGUGAGGAUAUAAUUUGAGCCUAAACUUCUUUCUGUGGCUCUUUCUUUCUGGCAGUCUUCAAAACUGUAAGGAUACCUUUGCCACAUGCCAAGUACGUCUUACUUUUAUGAAUUCAAUUACUCAAAGUUGAUAUUCUCUUCUUGAUCGAAGUG
Arachis ipaensis is the source of this 580-nucleotide messenger RNA. Lineage: Eukaryota; Viridiplantae; Streptophyta; Magnoliopsida; Fabales; Fabaceae. The record is from RefSeq and is a predicted model, not a curated record.